AUGGAGUACCAAAGACUAGGGAAAAGUUCCCUCAAAGUAUCCAAGGUCAUUCUAGGAUGUAUGACAUUCGGAAACCCGUCGUGGAAAGGCAGUCCAUGGGUUCUGUCAGAGGAAGAAUCGCUACCUUUAUUGAAACGAGCAUAUGACUGCGGAAUCAACACGUGGGACACGGCCAACACGUAUUCCAACGGACAGUCAGAAGUGAUUGUUGGCAAGGCAUUGAAAAAAUACGCCAUCCCCCGCAGCAGGGUAGUUAUAAUGACCAAGCUCUUCUACCCGGUCAUGGACAUCGACUCCAACGCUCGACCCAAUCCAGCAGUGAACGACGGACCAUUGGUAAACCAGAUGGGUCUCAGUCGAAAACACAUAUUCGACGCGGUUGAAGCUUCUUUGGAGCGAUUGAACACGACAUAUAUCGACGUUCUUCAGUUACAUCGCGUUGACGAGACAGUACGCACGAACCCAGAGGAGCUCAUGAAAGCUCUGCACGAUCUGGUGCAGAUGGGCAAGGUGCACUAUCUAGGGGCGUCAAGCAUGCAUUGCUGGCAGCUAGCCCGACUGCACUAUACAGCCAAGAUGAACGGCUGGACGGGAUUCAGCAGUAUGCAAAACUUGUACAAUCUACUUUACCGAGAAGAAGAGCGCGACAUCAACCCGUUUUGCGAGGUGGAAGGGGUCGGCCUGAUUCCCUGGAGCCCUCUGGCGCGCGGACUACUGACGCGGCCAUUUGACGUACAAACAGAGCGUUCAAAACAGGACGUCAAAACUGCCAAGUGGUUUUCGAGUGAGCAGAAUGAGAAGAUUGUGGCAAACUUGACAAGUGUGGCAGAGAAGAGGGAGUGUAGUAUGAGCGCCGUUGCCAUGGCAUGGCUCUUGAGCAAAUCGGCGUGUCCGAUUGUUGGAUUAAAUAGCUUAGAAAGAAUAGAAAGUGCAGGGGAGGCUUUAAGCAUUCACCUCAGUGAGGACGAGAUCCGGCUGCUGGAAGAGCCGUAUCGACCAGUGGAGGUCCAGGCAAUUUAG
This is a messenger RNA of Talaromyces rugulosus, 1020 nucleotides long. RefSeq lists its product as uncharacterized. The record is from RefSeq and is a predicted model, not a curated record. The coding region runs from base 1 to 1020 and encodes 339 amino acids. NCBI's taxonomy places the organism in Eukaryota, Fungi, Ascomycota, Eurotiomycetes, Eurotiales, Trichocomaceae. The transcript has a single exon.